UAACCAUUUUACCUUCUGCUAUGGAUACCUCUCUAUCCAAGCUUGACUCAAGCUACUUGACCUAUAAUGACAGUUGACAUCGAACCUGCGCCAUUGAAGGUAGCUAUUGUCGGAGGUGGCCCCGGUGGGUUGGGAACAGCGAUCGCGUUAUCCAAGAUUCCAAAUAUCGAGGUCACAAUCUUCGAGCAAGCAAGCCUACUGCGAGAAGUCGGCGCUGGAAUAAGCAUUGGGUCGAACACUUGGAAGGUCUUGGAAUUGCUUGGUGUUGCAGACGCGCUGAACAGCGGACAUCCGACUUGGACCACUCUAAAUCUUAACGGUCGGUCCGGUGAAGAGCUUCAUCGCCGUGAGAAACCGAGAACAGGUCUAGAGCGCGCCCCAAUCCGAACGCAGAGGACCAAGCUACAGUCUGCUUUGCUAUCUCAAAUACAACCCGGCACUAUCAAGCUAUCAAAAAGGCUAUUGAGAAUUGAAGAUCGGGGUACAGCAGGUGUCGAAUUACAUUUCAGAGAUGGCUCAACAGCCAUCGCUGAUCUCGUAGUUGGUGCCGAUGGUAUUCGCUCAGUAGUUCGUGAUACAGCCUGGUCAGAUUAUCAGAUUAAGUUCACAGGUACCACGAUCUGGCGUGCAUUAUUGCCUUGGGAAGAGGUGAAGGACUUAGACGCACGAUUCGAGACUACAGGAUGGUGGCACACGCCUACGACGCACGUGUAUUUUUCGCCUGUAGGCGAGGGAUUGUGGGAGAUAGCUGCAAGAGCGUGGCAUGACCCCGCAGUGCACAGUGCCAGCAAGGUCAGCUGGGGUAUACCAGUCGAUAAUGUGCACGUUGAGUCGCACUUCAAGGAGUACCUCCCUCAGAUCCGAGAGGCGCUCGCACGUGUACCCCAAGGUAGCUGGCGAGAGUUCGCUGCGUUCGCAGGCCCCGAGCUUGACACGUUGACUGCAUGGAACAACAAGGUUGUCCUCGUUGGAGACUCAUCACAUGCCUUGUCCGGUGCUUUGGGAUCGGGUGCUGGAUUCGCCAUGGAGGACGGCUGGAUCCUUGCUCAAUCGCUGGCACACCAUGCCAACGAUCUCAGUAGGGCUUUACCGCUCUUUGAUCAAAUCCGUUUGUCCUACUAUGCGCGCAUGUAUACUCACAUCGCUUCUGAAGCAAACAGGCGCGCAAAGAACCUGCAAGAUAUUGGCAAUCCAUCAUUUGACGAACGAGUGGCCAACAAAAUCAUCUCCGACGGGGGCGCAGACAUGUCUUGGAUCUACAACAACGAUAUCCAGGCAGUCUGGAAGCUUGCGACUGAGGGUCUUGGUAACCAGCCGUGAUGAUCAUCUCAGACUGAUCAUGACGUAUCUUGGUGGUGAAUCGCGUCUUUCGCUUGCGAAGUUGUGUCGGCCAAGUCGUUUGGCGAAGCACGCACUUCAACUCCUGGGUGUUUCUUGAUGAGACGCGGUGUGCAGCAUCAGCGGAGAUGCGAUCUAUGACUGUCAGUAACGUCGGUUGUAUAGUGUCAUGGUCACAUACUGCGAUCACUGUUGGU
Molecule: messenger RNA, 1535 nt
Organism: Boeremia exigua
Lineage: Eukaryota; Fungi; Ascomycota; Dothideomycetes; Pleosporales; Didymellaceae
Product: putative FAD-binding monooxygenase
Exons: 4
Coding region: 67-1320 (417 amino acids)
Biological process (GO): secondary metabolite biosynthetic process
Molecular function (GO): FAD binding
Source: RefSeq, a predicted model, not a curated record